UUACUAUUUGCGGGAAAGUUUAGAAUUGCGCGAAAAAUAAUACAAGCAAAUUUACACGGAAAUAAGUAGGCACGAAUAGAGCAGACCUUUUGUGAGUGGACUCAGUGUUGAUGAAUUUCCACUGAAAAGCAGAACGGAUCGGAACGAACCUUUUUUUCUUGGGUACCAGCUAUUUUUUUAUUUAUUUUUAAUUCUUUCCAUUUCUGUUCAUUAAACAAUCAGAUUCAAUUCUCUAUUUCAAUUCGUUUUUGAGUGCAGAUGCACCUUUAUGGGUUUAGUGUUAGGAAGCUUUCUUUUAAAUUUAAAUUUUCCAUUUUUCAAAUUUUCCACUACGCUGUACCAACAAGUACGGAGGAAUUUUAAUCAAGCAAAUGUGACCAUGCAUGAUUUAAUGAUACAUUUCGCUUUAUCUAGAUCUGAUCUUUAAAGUGAUGGAUCAUUCGCCUCGAUCAUUUGAUGCUGGCAUGCACGAUGAGAAAGGAAUGCCUUUCAGCGAAAGUAAAUUCACAAUAAAUGAUCCUGGUGGUGUCAACCAGUUGGGUGGAGUAUUCGUCAAUGGACGACCUUUACCGGAUUACAUGCGCCACAGAAUUAUCGAGCUUGCUCAAUGUGGUGUCCGCCCUUCGGAAAUUUCAAGACAAUUAUUAGUAUCUCAUGGCUGUGUCAGUAAAAUUCUAGGACGUUAUUACGAAACUGGUUCAGUACGCCCUGGCGCUAUUGGCGGUAGUAAGCCAAAGGUGGCAACGCCUAAAGUAGUGUGUCGUAUAGUAAAACUUAAAGAAGAAAACCCGUGUAUGUUUGCAUGGGAGAUAAGAAAUUCUUUACUUGGUGAAGGAAUAUGUGAUAACGGUAACGUACCAAGCGUUAGUUCUAUAAAUAGAAUAUUACGUAAUCAUGCUGCCGAAAAAGAAACAAAGGAAGCGAAAAUAAAACAGGAAGAACUUCAGAAACAAAAUGGCUUCGGAAUGAUGAAUGGUUUUACGUUGGGUAACUUCGGACCUUUUAACGGUCUAAAUGGCAUGACAGCAAACAACUCUGAGAAUGGUUACGGUCAAUUUCCUUUUACUUUUAAUGCUGGCUUCCCUAUGUUACCGAUGCAACAACAACAACAACAACAACAGCUAUUAAACCUACCGUUAACACAGUUAUCACCAGAUCGUAAAUAUAAAAACACAGAUGUUAGUUACCAACAAUUAGUAAACGCCCAACAUUUUAAUGACCAGGAUGGUCUCAACGAUGUGCCGCCUCCGGCUGUUCAUAUAGAUGAUCUACCGCCGUCAUUACGAGAAGGCACACCCAUACAUCAUCAAGAUACAUCUCAUUUGCCUCAUCCUGAUAUAUCUCCUAGUUCAACGAUUAUCAGUGCGGGAAGUGGUGAACAUAAAGAAGGUGAUACGCCUGAGGAUGAAAGACGUCGCCAACGCAACGAAAGUCUUUCUGAUCGACUUCCUCAUGGCUCGUCAAGUCAUACAGAAUCUGAACAUGGAGAGCGAGGCCAUAAACGAGGCCAUUCACCAUUAAGACCGGACAAAGAAGAAAAUAAUAACAAUAAAUCAGGAAACUCGACCGGUAAUGGUACACUGAGCCCAGAUUUGAAACGAAAAAGAUAUAACGAAAGUCCUGUGGGACACGCAGAUCCAAUCAUGUCACAAAAGGUAUCUCCCACGUGGUACAAAUACAACACAGUUUUCCCUUCAAACAGUAACAUGGCGGCUGUAAACAGUAUGAAUGCCGCGUUAAACCAAAUUAAUGGCGCUUUAAAUUCUUUUCAAAAUAUCGGACAAUACUCCAACGGCGUGAAUAACUUAAACGGCUUAUCUUUGAAUGCUUACGCAGCAGGCAUAAAUAAUGUUGCCACGUUGAACGCAAUGAACACUGGACUUACUAACUUAACUAAUUUACAGAAUCUUACUGGACAAGGAGUAACUGGAUUUACACCCACCUUCGAAAAUGAACGUUCUCUAGCGCAGCAUGGUUUAAACGCAGACUUUACAUGGCCAAAUAAUUUCGUUAGUGUGUUAACGGAUGGGUCGCCAUAUCAACAAGCAGUAAAUAUUUCAUCUAACGGGAAUGUAUUGAACUCAUCUUUCGGUUUAAAUAUGUCGCUACCCAACAUGCCGAAAAACAUGGUUCAAGGCUUAACAAACUCCACGUCGCCAACGAAUGUAUUAUCGACGUUGUCAUCGCUACAAGGACAACAAAAUAUGUUUAGCUUGCAGAACCAAGUCGGUAACGGAAUGCAAAAUGUACAAUUUCAAAGGCCAGACCAGCUGACAAUGAAAAUGAUGGGUUCGAAUUUAUUAGCUUUACGAGGUACACACGUGGCGCACGGUAAUUAAGCGAAAGAUUUGAUGAGUAGUCAAUCCUCGAAAUAUGUAUUCACAUGAAACAAGGAAAUGAUACUGAUCUUUUUUCAAUGUUUUCACCAGAGCGCGAGUUUAAAGGCUGAUCUCUAUUAGGCGAAUUUCGGUCGUUCGGGCUCUAGCGAUCCGGGUGGAUAAGCGACUACUAAAUCUCCAUAUGCCAUAGCGAAGUGAGAUGAGCGAUAAAAGUUUAAAGUGAAAACAUAAAUUUUAUUUUUACUCUUCCGCAGAAAAAUAUUUUAGCACAUUUUUUUUAGCAUAAUGUUUAUAACCUUGAUUCUGAUUGGCUGUUAAAGAUUUGUGACGUCAAAAAUCGCCAACGAUCGCUGAAAAAGUUCUGCUUUAGCGAUCUCAGCGAACAGCUGAUGUUACGCAAUUUUACGUAAACAACCUUAUGCGCAUGCUCACAUUCCAAUUGCUGGAGCCCGAGCGACCAAAAUUGGCUUAAUGGAGAUCAGCCUUAAGAUCACAAAAAUUUAAUAGCGAUCCAAUGUAUGACGUAAAUCAAUAUAUCCAUGGUAACUAGGUCGCAAAAUAUCCCUUUAAA
Molecule: messenger RNA, 2910 nt
Organism: Hydractinia symbiolongicarpus
Lineage: Eukaryota; Metazoa; Cnidaria; Hydrozoa; Anthoathecata; Hydractiniidae
Exons: 5
Coding region: 432-2339 (635 amino acids)
Biological process (GO): regulation of transcription by RNA polymerase II; anatomical structure development
Molecular function (GO): RNA polymerase II cis-regulatory region sequence-specific DNA binding; DNA-binding transcription factor activity, RNA polymerase II-specific
Source: RefSeq, a predicted model, not a curated record